Molecule: messenger RNA, 3315 nt
Organism: Puntigrus tetrazona (Sumatra barb)
Lineage: Eukaryota; Metazoa; Chordata; Actinopteri; Cypriniformes; Cyprinidae
Gene: fuca2
Product: alpha-L-fucosidase 2
Exons: 7
Coding region: 159-1514 (451 amino acids)
Biological process (GO): fucose metabolic process; glycoside catabolic process
Cellular component (GO): lysosome
Molecular function (GO): alpha-L-fucosidase activity
Source: RefSeq, a predicted model, not a curated record
CUUAUUUGACUCCCGGUUUUAAAAUGUGGAAGUGUCUGCAGUUUGUGCUCGAAACGUUUUUGGUAGACAUGCAACCAAUCACGUGUUGUGCUUAUGUAGAUAACAGCAUCAUGUGAUUUGAAACAACUCUCAUUUGAUUACUGGGAGUCACAGCAGCAAUGUAUAGCAGUGUUUUCCCUCUUUAUUUACUCGUGAUCGGCAGCUGUGUUGCUCGGUAUGAGCCUACGUGGGAAUCAAUUGAUUCAAGACCUCUGCCGGAAUGGUUCGAUCAAGCCAAAUUCGGUAUAUUCAUUCACUGGGGAGUGUUUUCAGUUCCCAGCUAUGGCAGUGAAUGGUUCUGGUGGUACUGGCAGGGCCAGAAAUUGCCGUCUUAUGUGAAGUUUAUGGAGCAGAAUUAUCCACCCGGCUUCUCCUACGCAGACUUUGCUCCUCAGUUCAGAGCCGAAUUCUUUGAUCCUAAGGAGUGGGUUGACGUUUUCGCCUCGUCUGGAGCCAAGUAUAUUGUCCUCACAACCAAACAUCACGAAGGUUUUACACUGUGGGGCUCGAAGUACUCGUGGCCGUGGAACGCAGUGGAGGUCGGGCCGAAGCGGGAUCUGGUGGAUGAGAUCGCCGCGGCUCUCAGGGACCGCAGUGAUUUACGUCUGGGGCUCUACCACUCUUUAUUUGAGUGGUUUAACCCUCUCUACAGAGCUGAUGCUGACAACCGCUUCAAAACCAACGUGUUUCCUACGACAAAGACCUUACCUGAGCUGUACGAGAUCGUCAAGCGGUACAAGCCCGAGGUGCUGUGGUCUGACGGUGAUGGAGACGCACCCGACUCUUACUGGAAUAGCACAGGGUUCCUCGCCUGGCUUUAUAAUGACAGCCCCGUGCGUGACACUGUUGUGACUAAUGACCGCUGGGGAUAUGGCACUAUAUGUAAUCACGGCGGAUAUUACACCUGCUCGGACCGCUACAACCCCGGACACCUGCUGAAACACAAGUGGGAGAACUGCAUGACCAUUGACCAGAAGUCAUGGGGCUACAGGAGAGACGCCAAACUCAGCGAUUACCUCACCAUCGAACAGCUGAUAGCGUCUCUUGUUGAGACCGUGUCUUGCGGGGGGAACUUGCUGUUGAACGUGGGUCCGACGCACGACGGCCGUAUUGUGCCCGUCUUUCAGGAGCGUCUGGAACAGAUGGGCCGGUGGCUCAAGGUGAACGGACGGGCCAUUUACAACAGCAGCGCGUGGAGGGUUCAGAACGACACGGUCACUCCUGGAGUCUGGUAUACAUCGAAUCAGCAGGAGGAAAUCUAUGCUAUUUUUCUUACGUGGCCCGCUGAUGGCUAUAUUGUUCUGAGCGACCCAAUUGUAUCAUCAUCCAAGACGCAGGUGGCGCUGCUUGGAUACCGGUCCCUCUCUUGGGAAUCCACGAGACCCACUGGUCUAAAGGUUCACCUGCCCCAGCUGGCCCCUGGUCAGAUGCCCUGCUCCUGGGCUUGGACCCUGCGGCUGACCGGUGCGGUGUAGCCAGAGGAUGGCGCCACAGCUAGCCGUUGCUUUUGUAGUACAUGAUUGAAGGCACUACGCGGCUUCUCUUCGCACAUUUAAAGACACCCUGUGGUGACAAUCGCGUUUUUCACUCUGCUUAUAUGUCUGUCUGGUGUUUUUCGUAUGUUUAAAGAGACCCCGUGUGCAAAUCACGUCAGUAUACAUCGUCGCUAAACAUUUUCCCCUUAAAAGUUUGGUGUACCAAAACCGCCAUUAUUACAUACCAUCACAAAAUGUAACCAGUCCCCUCAUUAUAACAAAGAGAGCAUUAAUUGCCAUGAGCUUCAUUGCUUAUAACAGAAUUUUGUGAGAUUGCGAGAAACUAAGAUUAAAUGACCAAUUUUUAGUGACUAUAAGGGGAACGCUCUUUUUAUGGUUUGCAUUUAUAUUACGUUUACAUUUAUUCCUUUAGCGGACACUUCUCCAAAUUGGCCUACAAUUGGGGAACGCAAGCGAUUCAUCUAAAAGAGGUUAAAAAAAAGCAACGGAAGUGCUCGUAAUACAAUUUCAGGAGAUUGUUCAGAUUAGCACAAGCUAUACAUAAAGGGAAAAUCGAGUUUUUUUGUUAACGAAAGAGAUUAGUUUUUAGCUGUUGCUUGAAAAUUGUCAGGUACCACUCACUUUUAGAUCUAUGGAGCAAUAGGAGCAAAUGCAUGCAUGCUGAGGGUGCUUGAGCACAGCAAUGGUAGGAGUCACCAUGUGUCCGUGUGAUUUAGUUUAUGUGGAGAAGAUGAGGGGUCCAAGAACAGAUCCCUGAGGAACCCCGGUGAAUAGUUGAUGUGCUCUGCAUGCCUGAGAGAUAGGAUUCAAACCAGCAAAGUAAAAUCCCAGUGGUGAGAAGGUAGCCAGGAGGAUCUUAUGAUUCACGGUAUCAAAGGUGGCAGAUGAAUCCAGCUGAAUGAGAACUGAGGCCAAAAAUGGCAAAAAUGACUAAAUAAAAAGGUACAAAAGCUGUCACUGGGGCGAUAUAUUUUCAAAAGAUACACCGUUUUAGGUAUUAUUAUGUACACUUGAGGUACUGAUGUUCUUUUAAGGUACCAUUAUGGACUAUUUAGGUACAAAGGUGUAUAUUUUGAAAAGGUAUCGGCUCGGUGACAGCUUUUGUACCUUUUUUCUUUUUUGAGAGUUUGGUCACCAGCAUUCUUUUGUGUUCAACAGAAGAAAGAAAGUCAUUAUCGCUUUAGAACAACAUUAGGGUGACUAAAUGAUGACAGAGUGUUCAUUUUGUUGGCCUUUUAAAAUCCACAGAAACACAAAAGUUGUUCUUCAUACUACGGAAAAUAAUUUCUAUUUUAAAAACGAUUCAAUGAAAGGUUCUUUAGGGAACGCAAAAUGGUUAACUCAUUAAACUCUAUUCUGUGUGGUAUAAGCUAAAGCUGUCAGAAAUCUACAGGCCGCCUUAUAUCUAUAUUCAUAGUAAAUAUGUAGUUUAUAUUAUAUAUAUCGUUUGGUUGGGCGCAAAUUCGUGUGUGCUGCUACUUUGCUAAGUGAUCAGAACUGAACAUUUUUGACUGGCAAAAUAACUAAAAAAAUAAUGUGAAAACCUAAUGAUGGUGACUUUUGCACAACUAUUAUGUUUUUUUUUGUGAAUUAGAACUACUACUAUGCAGCACCUAUUAUUUGUUAGUUUUUUUAUGCAGUCAACACAUUUGUAAUUAUAUUUACAAUCAAAUAAAUACACUGUAAACAUGCACUAAACAAGGCCUUCGCGUAAAGCCAGAUGUGUGAAGCUGAUAUUUUAUUUCUUUUCUGAAAUGAAUAAACAUUUAAAUGAAAUUUA